AUGGAUAAAGGUGGAAGUGGAAAUAGCGGUGGUGGCAACGGUGGUGAAGAUAGCUUUAUAAAUAUAACACCGACUGGAAUGAAACAUCAGAACAAUUUCACGACAGGAUCACACAGAACGAUUUCAUUUUCGAGAAAAGCGCAGCCUGGAGUCAUCCAGUUUGGUGCUGCGCGUUUCAAAUCACAACCGGACCUCUCACGUGACAUGCUGACUGGCGACCAAUCUUCACAGCUCUGGCGUACAAAAGCCGGUGCUCAGAAAUCAGAUGAUCUCUGGAAAGCAUUUAAAUCAUCUAUAGAUACACCAGAUGACGCGCUGACACACCCGUUCCAGGCGGCACGUCUUGCCGCGCUAAAGUUGACUUCGUUCCGUGACACCGGAUCACCCGCUUUCAUCAAAUGGUGGCCCUAUCUCAAGGUGCUCCUCGGUAACUUUUGCCAGAUCGCUAGCAACCUUGCCUACGACCGAAUUGGCUGGCAGCUAAUGGUGAAACAAGGCACAUCGUCUGGUCACGCGCCAGACAUGUCCACCGACGAAAUAUCACCAUCGACCUCGCCAACCUCUUCACUUCAAAAUCUCUCGAUAUCACCACUGCAACAUCUCUCACACCUCCAAUCUAAACUCUCAUCGAGUUCCUCAGAUAUACUAUCAUCAAGCGGCAACACCAUAAAUAACAACAACAACAACAACAACAACAGUCAUAAUUCAAUUCUUAUUGGAUUGAAAGAUCAACAUCAAAAUAUAGGAAAUAACAACAACAGCAACAGCAGUAGCAGUAGUAACAAUACAAAUAAUUCAAACUCUUUAAGUAGUAGUAAAGAUUUAAACAACAACAAUAAUAAUUCAAACUCUUUAAGUAAUAGUAAAGAUUUAAAUAAUAGCGGUAAUAAUAAUAAUAAUAGUAAUAAUAAUAGUGGUUUUAGCAGUAGUAGUAAUAGUGGUAAUAGUUUUUCAUAUACAACACAACAGUUGUUUAAACUUGGAAUUAUUGGUAUCUUGGUGGAUUGUAUUCAAUUCUUUAAUGAUUGCUACGUUACUAAGCUGCCAAAAGAGAGUUCAUCACAAUUCCGAUAUCUUAUCAUUGACACACUUGGAAUACUAAUCUAUUCGAGUGGCAAUAAUGUACAUUGUAAACUAAAGGAAUCGGGUGCCGACAUGAAAACAAUCAUCUCUGCCAUCGGUCGUAAAGCAUACAUCAAAUCAACCAAGAAACUAAACACAUUACAACGUGAAUUUCAAUAUCAACUUCAUGUAUUAAGAGUUAUUCGUGAAUUAAUUCAUAGUAAUCCAAUAAAUGCAAAACAAUUCUUAUCGUUGAAAGGAUUCAAGAGUGUUCAAGACUUUAUUUUGUGGUGUACGGAAUGUUUCCAACCGGAAUCAUUCCAUUUCACAGAUGAUAUUUGUCAGGAGUUGGGAGGUGGCGCUUCGGGCGGUGCCGGAGGAUCGGUCAUCUUCCCCGAUGCUUUCAGUAGUUCCAAGGCACCGACCACCUACGACAGUCUGAACAGUGUGCUCAGCAGUCUAAAGUAUACGACAUUCUCGGAGCAAUCGUUCAUCAAGACACCGACAUUCCUCAAGCGUAGCAAAGUCACUCAGCUGGCGCAACUGUUCUCUGUGUUGCAAUCGAUGACAUUCACUGCAAUACCUUUCUCAAAGAUAUCGGUUGCCAGUGGCAAUAGCAGCAGUAGCAGCGGGUCGCUGUUCAUCAACCAGAAUUUCUCAAACUUUUCAAACUCACUCAACAACUGGUCGACCACCGUCUUUAUCAACGCAUCCGCCAACAACAACAGCAGCAGCAACAAUAUUAACUCCUCUCAGACACUGACAAACGAUUGGGUAGCGCAAUCGAGCGUUCCCACCAGUCCAUUACCACCGACUCCACUACAAUCGACAAUCAUCACCAACAGUCCAUCUCCAAGUGGGAGUAGUCUAAAUAUUUCAAGUACAAACAUUGGAAGUAACAAUAACAACAACAACAACAACAACAGUAGCAGCAGCAGCAUUAACAAUAGUGGAGUAAUAAGCCAAACGAAUCAAGGUAGUUGGUCAAAUUACAACUCACCAAACAAUUCAACAACCAGUGUAAUUACAGCGAGUACAACAAGUGGAAGUGGUGGUGGUGGUUCAUCAAAUACUGUCACUACUGCCAAUCAGAGUGGUAUCACCAUCGGAAGUUCUUCCAUGACCAGUCUGAUGAGCAGUCCACUCUCAAAUAGCAACACUGUCGUCAGUCCAUACUUGCCUUCCACCUCACUGACCAGCUCAUCGUCGAUAUUGGCCCACAGCAGCACCAACAAUCAUCAUACAUCUUCCAGCGGAGGAAUGUCACCGCUAUUGAACAACAGUUCCACGAAUCUGUUGUUCGACCCCGAUCAACCAAAGAAACAUGUAAAUAUCUAUCUAAUUGAAAUGCUAUUGGAGGGAUUGUUCAAGGAGAACUCAAAGGAUAUCAACAAGCCGAGUAUUCUGCUGAUGAUCAAGACAAAGUAUCCAGAGCUGCAGCUGAUCGUACUGGAAUAUCUGGUGAAGAUCGUUUUGGAGUCUGGCGAAGCAAUGGAUAUCAUGAGAAAGUACUUCCUCUGGGAUUUGGUUCUCUCCGAGUACUUUUACGACUGCCAAUACGACCCAGAGUAUUUCGAGCAGUUGGAUGCCAUUCAGAAGAAUAGAACCACCUACAUCUUCAAUGGAUUGCGUUCCAAUACGCUGACCGUCACUCAAUUCCUUGCGACCUACGACCAGAUCGACAACUUCGAAGAGAUCAUGGUACUUCUCGGAUUUAUGAAGAACAACUUGAAUAGUCCUGCCAAGCUGGUGGACAUUUGCCAACUGUUAAUCAACAUCACCAAAUCGAACCCAAAAACAAUCCGAUCGUUGAUAUCACUAAAGAUAUUCACUCAACUCUCUAGUAUCAUUGAGAAACUCAUUCAACAACCCGAGCAACAACAACAGGAUCCAACCGCCAAGAAAGCAAGAAACAUCUUACUCUCCUACCUCGGUCAGUUGAUCGUCAACGAAGAACUCUCCAUCCACGCACUCACCGACAAACAACUCAUCGAAACACUCUUCCUCAUCCUAAAGAAACAGGAACUCAAACAAUAUGCACUCACUCAAAUCUAUCAUCUUAUGAAAUUGAAUCCCGAUUCCGAACAAUCAUUAUCUGAAAUGUAUAAUUAUUAUAUCAGUCAAUUAUCAAAGAUAAAAGAUGAUACUACACCCGAAUAUGGAUUCGAUUUAACUCUUGCUUUGUUGGAUGGAAUCAGACAGGUUAUCAAAGUUAAUCCAAAGAAACAACAGUUGUUCAAAAAGUUUGGUGUUUUCAUCAAGAUUGUCAAUCUCGUUAAUAUCGAUGGAACCAAAGAGAGAAUGUCUACUCUUUGUCACUCGGUGCUAAAGACUGUUAUCAUUUUGAUGGCAAACAGCUCAAAGAUAAAGAAACACUUUAGAAAUCAUAUUGGUUACGAUUCACUAAAGAAUAUCAUUGUGAAAUCGGAGCGAUCCAUCUCUGAGAAGACAAUGAAUAUCUUGUUGGACAUGAUGGUCGAUGGCGAUUUCGAUCGUGAGUACAACUACGUCAUUCAGAACAGCGAUGCAACUCUGUUGAUCUUCCAGCUGCUCCAACACUUCCCGCUGGAGCUACAACACCAGAUUCUCGAUACAUUUACUCCGAUCGUUUUGAAAUGUACAACGAACCAAUCGGUCUGUUGCAAUUGCCAUUUGAUUUACCAUCUUCUCGGUGCCAUCAACGCGAAACAACCAAUGGAAAUCACCACCAAGAUUCUCCAGUUGAUUCAGUAUCUCGGUUAUCACAGUGUGAGUGUCCGCGAGUUGAAAAAGCUGUUUGGACUGCUCAAGAGCGACGACGGUGAACACCGUCCACCCACGACAUCGGUGCUGCUCUCGACCCUCCAGAACAUAGCAGUGUCUCGAAAUCCCGGUCCUCAAGUAUACUUUGAUUUCGACGGUAAAGAUUCGUGUAUCAAUUUGCCGACGUUCGAGAAAUGGCCAUUCCCAAAGGGAUUCACUUUUUGUGCUUGGGUGAGAAUCGAGUCGUUUGUCGACCCGACUGGAACUCCCGACUACAAACCGCGACUCUUUAGUUUCCUCAAUGAUGCUGGCAACGGUAUAGAAGCGUUGUUCAUCUACCAACAGGUACAAGUACAAACGGUGACCAAUGGAAAUCAAGUGAAGACCGUCUUUCCAAGUUCUCUGGCUUUCGAGGAGAGAAAGUGGUAUUUCGUUACAAUUGUCUAUUCGACCAACUUGUUCUCCUCGUCUGAGAUCAAGAUAUUCAUCGAUGGACAACAACGUGCUAAAGCAUCGGUGAAGAUUCCCAUUCACCAAGGCCCAAUGAAUAACUUUAAGAUCGGUAACAACGCCCGUUGUUUCAACGAAGCAAGAUCGAACCCUUUGUACGGUCAGAUGGGAGCGUUCAACAUCUUUGACGAAUCGCUAUCGCCUUCGCAAAUCCAAUCGAUCUACUCACUCGGUGCCAAUUUCAAUACUUCUUUCCAAGACGUCGAGGGUAUCUCAACAAAGAACAGUCAUACCUUUGAUCAAUCGUUGACCAAUCGUUUGUUCCUAAACUACAAUUGUCGUGCGAUCGAAGGUGAUUUGUGUUUGGACAACACUCCCAAUAUCGGUGGAGAUCGUAACUACGAUGCAACUCUUGUCGCUAUCAAUCCGUGUGUCUCCAGAGACAUCAAAGAUAUCAUCUAUUGUCUUGGCGGUAUCAAAGUGUUGUUCCCUCUGAUUCCACAGUUGAAUCAGACACUUGCCGAUCCUCAGCUUGACAGCACCAGCAGCAGCAAACUCACAAUCCAAGUUCUCGGACUCUUCAAAGACAUGUUGCGUGGAUCCGAGGCAAAUCAAGAGGAGAUGCUUCGUUGCAAUGGUUUGGCAGUGUUGUCAUAUCUACUCCAAACGAUUCCACCAGAGAACUUGACACUCGGUGCACUCAACAUUUUCAAAGACAUGUCGAACCAGAUUUCUGAGCCAAGUCUGGUUGAGGAAGUAUAUUCACUGCUUCUCGACUUCCGUCUUUGGAUAAAGACAAGAUUCGAAGUACAAAAGAGUUUGAUGGUGAUGAUCAAGCAAAUCAUCUUUGAUAAACACGACCAAGUCAAAGAUAUCAUCACCGUACAAGUGAUGUUGGAUAUUAUGGCGAAUUUCUAUUGGUAUGAAUUCGCAGAGAGUAGUGCUAUUCUCACCUCCAAGGACAUUCUUCAGAAGCGUCCUAAUCAAUCGGAUAUAACUGAUCUCCGUCAGGUUAUCUUUGAAAUUAUACGUCAACUUCUUCGUAAUCCAACUACCAGUGAUGUUGCCGCCAUCGCUCGUUACACCAUCUACACAAUGGACAAGACUCAGGUGAUUGAAAUGAUUGAAUUCCUUAUCGAUCUCCUCUCGAAAUCCAGUUUCCAACAGUUCUUUGACGAGUUGGAAAAGAUUGGAAGUACCGACAUCUUCCUCACACUGAUGAGCAACAAAGACGAAGCAGUUCGUGGUGCAGCACUCCAGUUGAUCUCCAAACUACACUUGACUUCACACGCCAACAACCAAACCGUAUCAAACAACAAGUUAACGCUGAAAAAGAAAGUCAAAUCAAUCUUCCAAGAUUCAAUUAUCAUUGCUCGUUCGCUACAUCUGUUCCCACUCACCGAGUACACCUAUCGUUAUCUCAUGGCAUUUGCACUGGGAUUCAAUGUGGAACCAGUCAAUUUCAACAUAACGAUGACACUUGAAGAUCUUAUGGCUGACCAUGUCAAUAUUGUAUUCCCAGAGAUUAUCGGUGCCAUUUUGAAACUGUUGCCGACUGCCGAGAGUAUCAUAUUGCGUCAGUUGAUCCUCCAAAACAUCAAAGUUCUAAUGGGUAACAAUGCAGCGAAUCGUACAUCGUUGUUGCAAAUUGACAAGUGGCCAGAACACUUGUUCUCCGUUCUCAACGAUGCCGAGAUAAAGAAUGACCAACAAUACUCGAAUGUAACCGAUCUCAUCAUUGACAUCAUGAAGAUACUGUCGAUUCACUCACUCACCGAAGCCAAAGGUUAUAAAACACUCGAGCAAAUCUUGGCAACACUCAGACCAUUCGCAGAGAGAGGUGUGUUGGAUUAUCACUAUCUAACGAGAACAUUACUAUCCAAUAUUGUUCUCUCAAUCCGAUCGGAAGCAAACACAACCAGCGAUAAAGAAUCACCUUUGAAUACCAGAAGCAAAAAGGUAUUUGAUAAUCUCAUUCAUUUCCUUAUGAUUGUCGAAGAGUUUAUCUUUUAUUCGCCGUUGGACGAUGUCAAUCCACUGACCAGUUCAUUUGCCAUUGUUGACCUCAAUGGGCUGGAACAAUUCAGAGCUGCAGAGCCCGCCCAAACACCUUCGAAUCUAAUCAAUCAACAACAACCGGGCAAUAACGGUGGAAGUCCAUCAUCACCAAAUUUCGUUGGUAUGGCAUCGAAUGCUCUCAAUAGCAAUACACCAAGUUACUACAGUAAGAUUCACUUGAACGAAAGAAACGAAUGGGUAGAUUACCAGUUGAUUACCGAGCUGUUGGAGUUGGUAGAUACUUUGAAGUUGUCGCAAUACUCUUCAAGUGAAGGAUCGUAUACCACCGCUCUACAGACUGGCAAAGCAACUCAGAUGUUCACAUCACAUCAACAGCGUAUCAUUCAUCGUAUACUGUUGGAGAGCAUCAAAGAGUGUUGUAAACGUGGAGAGAACAUUCAAGUGCUACACAGAAACACUUCGCGUUUAAAGAAUCUUUUGGAGAAGGAUCUCUCAACAAAAUCUGAGGAUUCCAAUCUGAGAUGUCUCUUUGCUCUGUCACACCUGAUCAAAGCAAUGAGAAAUUGUACAAUCGAUAAUAAUAUGCCUGCUCAUCAACAAAAGUUGGUUGUCUCGAUGAAAGAGAUCAUCCGUAAGACCAAGACUGGUGUCACCAAUCACUUGGUACAUCGUCAUGUCAAUACCUCACGUCAUUCCGUUAGUCUCAGUGAUAUUGAACAUGAGAUUGCAGGUUGGGUUGCCGAGUUGUCAGACUCAACAAGAACCACCGACUUUAGUACUAUUGUGAUGUGUCACGUUCGUUGGACACAUGUCUGUGAGUACGUCGAGGAGAUGGCCAGCCAAUUCGGUAACGAAGAGAAAGCAAUUUCCUUGCGUGUAGAGAAGCGAAAGAAGAAGAGAAACAAGAAUCUGCUAAUCAUCGAAGAGAAGGAAGCAGAAGCAUUCUCUGUUGCCGAGAGAAAGGCAGAUUUCGACUUGAAACAGGUCGAUCGUUUGUUGUGGAAUGUCGAGCGUGAAAGACGUUUGGCAUUGUUGAGUGAGUUGCAGUUGGUAACCUAUGAAACCAGUGCACAAUGGAGAAGAAUACUUCGUUCUCUUACAAACGAGCGUGGUCCAUGGGGAACGACCGAGACUGUUGUCCACUGGAAAUUGGACAAAACAGAAAACAGUUCGAGAAUGCGUUACAAACAAAAGAGAAACUAUCAAUUCGAUGAGCAUGCCAACUGUGCGAUUGACGACGAUGCAACCGGUGGAUCUCAAUUCAAAUCGUCGAAAGGAAUAGAAUCCAGUGACUCUAAUAAUAAUAACGAUGAAAACAGUAAGAAAGAUUCAUCUUUCUCCGAUUUGAAGGUUAAGCCUUUACCUUCGAUGGAUAAUGAUUUGGUUGAUGAUUGGGCAAUGGUUUGUGAAUAUGAUAACCUCCUCGAUGACCAAGUCGUUUCGAUGUCACCGAAUCACUCUUCUUCCAGCCCGAGUGGCGCCGCCAAUAUGACACUGCUCAGUAAUCUCGCCAAGGAGAAGAUCAUCUAUUCCACUCAAUGCGAUUGGGUAUCACCUAUGAAUCUCAAAAAAGGACGAUUGGAUAUCUCUGCUGUUCAUUUCACUUUUACCGAGGAGAUUGCCGAGUCUGAGAAAGAGUCGACACCCAACUUUGAACCGAAAAUCAAAGUUUGGAAUAUCGAAACCGUCAAAGAUAUUCAAUUACGUCGUUACCUGCUACGUGGAAGUGCUCUUGAGAUCUUCAUGAAGGAUCAAACCACUUCAUUCUUUAACUUUACCAAAAAUGAUCGUAACAAAGUGUACAGCAAGAUCAACUCGGUGCGAAGAACCUACUUCCGUGAGACCAUCACAAAUCUCAAUCCCUCCGAUACACUCAAGAAAGCAACCACCGAGUGGCAACAACGUAGAAUGUGCAAUUUCGACUAUCUUAUGGUUCUCAAUACGAUUGCUGGUCGUACCUACAACGAUCUCACUCAGUAUCCUGUAUUCCCGUGGGUCAUCAAAGACUACACUUCGCCAACCCUCGACCUCAACAACCCUGAGAUCUAUCGUGACCUCUCCAAACCGAUUGGUGCACUCAACGAGAAGCGUUUGGAAGUAUUCAAAGAUCGUUAUGAAUCGUUUGAUGAUCCAGACAUCCCGAAAUUCUUUUACGGAUCUCACUAUUCCAGUGCUGGAACCGUGCUUUUCUAUCUCAUAAGAAUGGAGCCAUUCACAUCGAUGUUCCUACAGCUGCAAGGUGCACGAUUCGACCAUGCCGAUCGUAUGUUUGAUUCCAUUGAAAUGGCGUGGCACAACACUCUCACCAGUUCCACCGACGUCAAAGAGUUGAUUCCAGAGUUUUUCUAUAUGCCUGAAUUCCUCAACAAUCAAAAUCAAUUCAAUUUCGGUGUUAAGCAAAACGGUGUCCCCAUAGGCGAUGUCGUUCUCCCUCCAUGGGCAGCGACACCUCACGACUUUGUACGUAUCAAUCGUGAGGCUCUCGAGAGUGAGUAUGUAUCGAUGCAUCUACACGAGUGGAUCGAUCUGAUCUUUGGUGUUAAACAACGUGGACGUGCUGCUAUCGAUGCAUACAAUGUAUUCUACUAUCUCACCUACGAGGGUAGUGUCGAUAUCGACGCCAUCGAAGAUGAAACCAUGCGUAAAGCAACAGAGUCGCAGAUCAACAAUUUCGGACAAACUCCAACUCAGCUCUUCUCCAAGAAGUCGCAUCCUCAACGUGAGCCACUCCAAGAGAGUCAACAAUCGAUGUUCAAAUCACCACAAAACCUCCAUGCUUUCUACUUGAAAAUUGCUAUUAAACCGUUGGUCUAUCUUUAUAUUCCCGAACAAACACAACCAAUGUCCUAUCUGCUCUCCGACAAGGUUGUGGUUAUUGACAGAUCGCGUUUGGUAACCAGUCACAAGUGGUUCCCAAACAACCAGAACGAGAAAUCACCGUUCACUUUUGAAUUGGAUCCAUCUUCCGGUGCCAAACGUCGUAUUGGACUUCCAUUUGCCAACGAUGUUACCAUAUCUCAAAAUUGUUUUGCUGUCACCAACGAUGGACGUUACGUUAUCAGUUGUGGACACUGGGAUAAUUCCUUUAAACUAUCGUUCACUGACAAUGCCAAAUUGAUCCAGUCAGUCAUUAAACACAAGGAUAUUGUCACAUGUCUGGCUUGGUCGUCGGACGGACAGACUUUGAUCACAGGUUCACGUGAUACCACGCUCAUGGUAUGGAAUCUAAGUUCUCACAAGAGUGCAGUUCCCAAAUUCGAGAAUGUUCCAACACAUAUUCUCUAUGGUCAUGACGAUGAAGUUACUUGUGUCGAUCUCAACAUCGAGCUAGAUAUUUGUAUCAGUGGUUCCAAAGAUGGAACUUGCAUUAUCCACAACUUGAGACGUGGUGAAUACGUUCGUACCAUUUCACUGCCAAAACAAUCACCUGUCAGCAAAUGUUCAAUUUCAAAUCAAGGUCAUAUUGUUAUCUAUUCACAAGCUGAUCUAGUAAUAUAUUUAUAUUCAAUCAAUGGACAAUUGUUGAAAUCUGUUGAUACACACGAAAGACUUCACAGUAUUAUAAUUAGUAGAGACUCUGAAUAUUUGAUAUCUGGUGGUGAUAAAGGAACUGUUGUAUUGAGAACUCUUUACAAUCUUAAAUUUGCUCAUAAACUCAGUUUUGAUACACCAAUCAAUUCUUUGGCAAUGGGAUCCGAUCAAAAACAUCUGAUGGUUGGUUUGGAAGAUGGCAGACUUUUAAUUAUUGCCAAAUCAAAGACUUAA
Heterostelium album PN500 is the source of this 10038-nucleotide messenger RNA. RefSeq names its product BEACH domain-containing protein (gene lvsC). The record is from RefSeq and is a predicted model, not a curated record. Gene Ontology annotation, cellular component: membrane; cytosol. NCBI's taxonomy places the organism in Eukaryota, Evosea, Eumycetozoa, Acytosteliales, Acytosteliaceae. The coding region runs from base 1 to 10038 and encodes 3345 amino acids. Gene Ontology annotation, molecular function: protein kinase binding. Gene Ontology annotation, biological process: intracellular protein localization. The transcript has 6 exons.